AUGGCCUCCCAGUUCUCGACCAACGGUGCGACCGCCUCCGCAGCCGGUACCGCAGCCGGCACCCCUCUCCUCUCCAUCAACGACAUCCCCAAAUCGUGGACCUUCACAUCCAAGCAUCCCCCUGACAGGAUGUUCCCGACACCUGCGCUUUCGCACAGCACGCCUCGCGAGCAGAUAACAUCCCGGAUAGUUCGCGAUGCUGUGUUCACAUGGGUACGCCCGGAGACCGUCGCGUCUCACGAGCUGCUGGCUAUCAGCCCAGCCGCCAUGCGCGACCUCGGCAUUCGCGAAGGCGAUGAGAAGACCGACGAUUUCAGGAAUACCGUCGUCGGAAAUGUGUUACACGGGUGGGACGAGCGGACGCUGGAGGGCGGCUAUCCGUGGGCUCAGUGUUACGGCGGUUUCCAGUUCGGCGAGUGGGCCGGCCAGCUCGGUGACGGCCGCGUCAUAUCGCUGUUUGAGACCACGAACCCUAAUACCGGUGUGCGCAACGAAUUGCAGCUCAAAGGGGCAGGACAAACGCCGUACAGCCGUUUCGCCGACGGCUUAGCUGCUCUCCGAAGCAGCAUCCGAGAGUUCGUCGUCAGCGAGGCGCUGAACGCACUCGGCAUACCGACCACGAGGGCGUUGAGUUUAACGGUGAUGCCAAGUGUCCGCGUGUUUCGGGAGAGAAUCGAGCCCGCCGCCAUCGUGGCUAGAUUUGCGCCUUCUUGGAUGCGCAUCGGAACUUUUGAUAUCGUGCGGGCACGGGGCGAUAGAUACCUUAUUCGGCACCUUGCGACCUACGUAGCCGAAGAGGUUUUUGGCGGCUGGGAGACCCUGCCCGGGCGCCCGGAUGAUCCGGAGAAGCCGGCCGAGUCCCCUUCUCCGAGGCGCGGCAUCCCCGCGGACGAGAUCGAAGGACCCGACGAUACUGCUGAGAAUCGAUUCGUCCGUGUCUACCGAGAGAUCGUGCGGCGCAAUGCACUCACCGUCGCCAAGUGGCAGGCUUACGGGUUUAUGAACGGAGUUUUGAACUCCGACAACACGUCUCUCUCUGGGCUCAGUAUGGACUUUGGCCCCUUUGCCUUCAUGGACAACUUCGAUCCUAAUUACACUCCCAACCACGACGACGUCAAAGGCCGGUACAGCUACGGUAACCAACCGGGCAUAAUAUGGUGGAACUUGGUACGUCUUGGAGAGGCGCUUGGCGAGUAUCUGGGCGUCGCGUCGAAAAUAGACGACCCUUAUUUCGUGGAGCACGGCGUUAAACAAGAGGAGGUCAACGAGAUCGUUGAUAGGGCCGAGACAAUCAUUAUACAGAUUGGCGUCGAAUAUAGGGCCGUGUUCCUGGAGGAGUACAGGAGGCUCAUGUCGGCGCGGUUGGGAUUGAAGACCCAGAAAGAGAGCGAUUUCCACGAGCUCUUCAACAGUUUACUUAACACCAUGGAAGUCUUAGAGCUCGACUUCAACUUCUUCUUCCGUCGCUUAAGCUUGCUUAAGGUUACUGAAUUGGAGACGGAGGAGGCGAGGCGAGACAAGGCCGGCGUGUUCUUCUACAGCGACGGCGUCACGGGCUUUGGCGACGAAGAAGCAGAUCGCCAGCUCAUCGGCGAAUGGCUUUGCAGGUGGCGACUGCGCAUUCUCGAGGACUGGGGAGACGGACAGGCUGUCUCGGAUGAGCAGGACGGGGAGAGGAUGCGGGCGAUGAAGGGGGUGAACCCUAACUUUACCCCGAGGAGCUGGAUUCUCAACGAGGUCAUCACCCGAGUGCAGAAAUACGGCGAGAGAGGGGUCCUCGACAGGCUCGUGCACUUGUCCCUCCAUCCUUUCGAGGACAGCUGGGCCGGCCGCACCUUCGACGGCAAAGAGUACCAGGGCGACGCGGAGGAGGAGAUGAGGUGGACGAGCGAUGUCCCAAGGGAAAGCCGGGCACAGCAGUGCAGCUGCAGCUCGUAG
This is a messenger RNA of Durotheca rogersii, 1938 nucleotides long. RefSeq names its product UPF0061-domain-containing protein. The record is from RefSeq and is a predicted model, not a curated record. NCBI's taxonomy places the organism in Eukaryota, Fungi, Ascomycota, Sordariomycetes, Xylariales, Xylariaceae. The transcript has a single exon. Bases 1 to 1938 code for a protein of 645 amino acids.